AUGAAGCUACUUCUUCUCCUCGCCGCAACCGUAUGCAUAUCCGCAAUACACGUCCCAGAAUACUUCCUCAUCCGCCACGCAGAAAAGAACCCCGACGGCACAAUCUCUGCGCUCGGCCGACUCCGGGAACAAUGCCUCGUAAAAGUAUUCGGCAAAAGCAGCGCCUUCAACAUCAAGCACAUCAUGGUGCAGACACCCUACCCAGGAAGUUCGUUCUUUCUCUCCUCCACCGAAAUCCACACUAACAAGCUAGCUUCUGCUGAGGAACGCACCACGCAAAGGCCCUACAAUACGAGCCUGCCUCUCGCGCGAUCGCUAGGCAUCAAGAUCGACCACCCGUGCGACUAUCAAGAUACAAAGUGUGCUGGGAGAGCGGCGCUGAAGUAUUCCGGGCCGGGAAACGUGCUUAUCGUCUGGGAACAUGACCAUCUCCCUGAUGUAGCGAGGGCGAUUGGUGCGCGACAUGUGCCUCGGUAUCCAGAUAACCGGUUUGAUCUGAUUUAUAAUCUGCCGUGGCCGUACAAGGAGGUAACAGUCACUUCGGAAUACUGCGCUCGGUUCGAUCCAGCUAGUUUGGUUACCGGUGUUAGCAGCAGCAGUCCAAGUGCGAGUUCCAGUGCCACUGGGACUGAGACAAGUUCUGCUGCUCCUACGGUGGCAACAAGUUCAGGUACUAAGGCGCAGUGUACUGCCAUCACAUCGAAUAGCUUUGUUGCAAUUGUAGUGAGUGUCGCUGCUCUACUUGCGAUCUAG
This is a messenger RNA of Pochonia chlamydosporia 170, 753 nucleotides long. RefSeq names its product phosphoglycerate mutase family protein. Lineage: Eukaryota; Fungi; Ascomycota; Sordariomycetes; Hypocreales; Clavicipitaceae. The coding region runs from base 1 to 753 and encodes 250 amino acids. The record is from RefSeq and is a predicted model, not a curated record. The transcript has 2 exons.